Messenger RNA from Triticum aestivum (bread wheat), 776 nucleotides. RefSeq lists its product as uncharacterized. Bases 258 to 674 code for a protein of 138 amino acids. Lineage: Eukaryota; Viridiplantae; Streptophyta; Magnoliopsida; Poales; Poaceae. The transcript is spliced from 3 exons. The record is from RefSeq and is a predicted model, not a curated record.
GAGCCAGUCUGUCGCAUCCCCUAGUUUCUGUCGUCCCAAUCCACCUCGCCGAUGCCUCCCACUCCUGCGCCGCCCAAGAGGUCGCCGUCAAGAACAGACCACUGGUUGUCUCCGCGUGCGGGUUUGGCCCUAUCCCCGCGGGGCUCAGAUUCUUGUUCAACUGCAGGAUCUUCAUCAUUAUUGAGUCGGCGUUCUCGGCGUGGCCAGCGCGGCGCUGCACCGGUCCGGCCAAUGCUGGCGAAGCCUGCCCUAUAGGCAUGACAGGUAUAUGGUGCUCACGGUGGCUGAUGCAUUACAUGAGCACAACUGGAUUAAGAUUCAGUAUAGCAUCUGUAAUGACAUCAUCAGUGAUUUCCUCUUCGUUUAGAGAAGCUGCAGCACUCCCAAAUUCAGCUAUGCCAGGACAUCCCUCAUUCUAUCAUCUGGAGGAUAACCAAGUCAGAGGGAGUACUUUGUUUUCUGAACCUGUAUGCCGACUGAGCAGAGUAGCAAUGGCCCUGAAGUUGCUCUACAGGUGUACUAAUACGACCAAGCCGAGGAAGAGGACGGUGGCCCUGAAGUUGCUCGUGUUAGAAUCGAUGGAUCGUUGCCACUCCAACCACGACCAUUGCCGAGGAGAGAUGGAGUGUGAGAGAAAACCAGUCUUUCGCUAUAUUUUUUUCAUUCUUCCGUAGCAAUGCACGGGCAUUCAACUAGUCAUCAUACUGUCUGCUAGUAGUGCAAAGCCACACAUGUAUUUAUGUCAACAAUAUUAAAACAAGGAACAUCAAAAUGUA